Messenger RNA from Felis catus (domestic cat), 5779 nucleotides. Its product is annotated as PRAME family member 8-like. NCBI's taxonomy places the organism in Eukaryota, Metazoa, Chordata, Mammalia, Carnivora, Felidae. The coding region runs from base 3884 to 5434 and encodes 516 amino acids. Gene Ontology annotation, cellular component: cytoplasm. The record is from RefSeq and is a predicted model, not a curated record. The transcript is spliced from 4 exons. Gene Ontology annotation, biological process: negative regulation of DNA-templated transcription; positive regulation of cell population proliferation; negative regulation of cell differentiation.
GUGGGGCUUGAACUAACGAACAGUAAGAUCAUGACCUGAGUCAAAGUCCGACGCUCACCCGACUGAGCCACCCGGGCUCCCCGAAUAAGUAAACACUUUUAAUGAAUCAGGGAGAGUGGAGAGAGGGGGUGGCCUUGGGGUGUGUCCAGCGUGCCAAGACUUUGCAGUGAAUGUGUCCACAGAGUCCUCCACCCAUACGGGCUCCUGUCCUGAGGUUCCCUGUACUCCACCUUUGUUCUCUCUUCCUAGGCAGCCUGGGAGACCUUGGUUUUACUUGCAUCUACCUUGACCUUCCAAUGGCUUGCAGUAGGACAUUUGAGUCCACUUGGUUGACACAGACAUGGUGCCAGGCACCAUUCUUUCUCCUUUUCUCCUGGAAAGCCAAAGUCUCUAAGUCCAAACAGACCAUAAGGAGCGAGGAGACAUGAACAGCAAAUUUUCCAAAGAGUACCCUCUCUUGAGCCUGAAGUCCAGGCCAGGUCCCCUCACAACUGGCCCCUUAGCUUUGCACCCAGGAUGGAUGAUCACCAGUCUCUCCCUCUGGACUCUCCACUGGCCUGAUUCUGUGCCCUUGGAGUGGAGGCAGCCUCUGGAAACUCACUGUAGCUGGUGCAGACAAAGCCAAGGCUUCGGAAACUCUCAGCCCCCAAAUCCAGGCUGAGACCCUGGUGGGCUCAGCCUUGAAAGAACACAGCUCUGCAAGAACCAGAGGACAUAUUCUCCUGCUCAGCUGGCCAUACCCUGCUCUUUUUCCUCUUCCUUCCCUGGGUUCCUCUGGUGCCUCCCCCCCUUGAGGGAGCUAGCCGACACGCUUCCCACCCCAUGCUUCUACAAGCUAGUCCCUUGGCCUUAAUUGUCUGGACCCAGGGUGAUUUGUCAUGAAACCUUUAUUGAUGAGGAAGAAAGAAAACAGCCCCUUAUUUAGGGCAAGAUAUUCAUGGAACUGGAGGGGGGUAAUUAGGGUCAAAAGAGACUUGGGCUUUUAAAAAGGCACAGAAGACAAGACACUUCAAGGUAAGAAGACAUCUAACUUGGGAGAGAACAAUUUCCUGGAUCCCAGUAGGAUUUUGCCAGCUCAAGGUCUGGGCCAAGAGAGACACAGAGGGAAGAGCCACUUCAUAAUGGUCCCCAAAGCCUUUCAUCAUCCUUGAACCUCUAGGAAGACCAGAAGAAUCAGGGUCCUCCUCUGAAACCCCAAAGGGGUCACUUUCCAGCAUUUCUGGGUGCCUCUUUGGAUUCAGAAGAGCAGUUGGGGUACUCUGUGCCUUGUGGUUAGUCAUAUCCUUCAAAAUAGCCUAGUAGAAUGUGAGAAGAAUUUCUUGAUUUCUGCUGAUACCAUGGGAAAGGUCUCCAUGCUCCACAUUCUAGGAGAGGUGAGCUGGAGCUCCUGGAAUGGAGGAAGAGAAGGCUGCCACGUCAGCUCAGGCUGGGAGACGGAACUAGAAGAAAUAUUCUAACCCCCUGAGCAAGGACCCAGGAGCAGAUUUUUGGAAUCUCAGUUGGGAUUCUGUAACUGGAGAAAGGGGGUCAGGACAUCACCCUGAUGGGCUCAGAAGGCUGCUGUCACACGGGCAGUAAACUAGGGGUCAUGAGGACAGGAGAGCAGGCAGGACACAAUAAAAUGUCCCACAAAUCCAGUAUUCUCACCAGACUCCAGGAGUCCUGCUGGACCCCUGAAUUGGGCAGGGAUGAUGGCAUCUCUGUGCAGAUGGGCUCCCUCCUCUUCGGAUGCCCCAGUGUGUCCCCUUAGCAAACAGGCCCUGUGUGGUGGUGGACAGAAAAGAGUGUCCUGUUGCCUGAGAAGAGUGUUGAACAUUUAUAUUUUCGAGGACAUUUGAAGACUUUGACCCCUCCUACCUCCUUGGGUCUCAUAGAAGCUUGGAUCCCGUAGAAAUAUCCCUCCCUUGGACUUCUACAAUUUUCUCAUUUUCACUGAUACUCACAAGAAGUCUGUCAGCAAGUAUUUUCUAACAUUUAAGUUGUCUGACAACUAGGGAGGUUCUUCUGAGCCUCCAAGUCUUCAUUGUGUCGAAGCUAGCAGGCUUAAAAAUGGGGGAGCUAGCAGUGAUCUUCAGAUCCUCUGUGAAGGUUAUUUGAGGCAGUGGAGGAAAAAUGCUGGCACCAUGGCUUGCCCAGUGUGUGUUCAAUAACAGGCAUUUAUGAUUAUCCUUGUCACGAAUCUCACCCUAAUGCAGGUUAUUAAUAAAGGUGAUUGCUAGGAGUUAAAAUUUCUGUUGAGUACAAUCCAACUAAACCCAAUGUUAUGCAAAGGCCAUUUAUACCGAGGGCAGAUAUGUGGCAAAAAGAAUCUUCCAGAAAGAUACCAAGAUGGAGAAUAUCCUUCAAAGAAUCUUAGCCCUGGCACCCAGUGGUAAUAGAAGAAUUGUUUGGACCUCACACUGAAUGGAGGAGAGAAAGGCUUGGGGAAUUAUCUGGAAACAGAGGGAUAGUCUCCCAUUCUUCAUAUCCUGAGACUUCAAAAGAAUCCACUUGUGAUCCAGCCCGGGAGGGGAUUCAUCCCUACAUUUGGCAGAUCUGCAAACACUGAACAUAGCUUCUGGAUUUUGUGGGGGAAAGGGGGUGGUGUUCAGUGUACUGCACUUGUUACAAACAGAGAGUUUUAUUUCUUUGCCUAAUGUCAUGUCCUUGGUCAGGCUCUCUGUGUCCAAGAUAUCUUAAGGGUAGAAAGGGGUCUUUGAAGCUACAUUUGCCUCAAUUGUUACCUAAAUCGGAGGAAAUGUUCAUUGUCAAAUUAUGCUUUGAAAGGGGCCAGUGGGGUUGGAAAGGUUGGGUUCCCGAGGCCCCAGAAAUGGCUGGGGCCAAUUAACUGCUGUCUGGGAAGUGUCCUCUGUGGGAACAACUCUGAGGCUAAAAGAAAAUGUCUCCUGGAAACAGCUGCCAUGAUGCUGACGAGGUCACAUGUGUGAUCAGCCCACGUUUAUUUGUCUUCCUGGCUCCAAGAUCCCGAAGGUCCAUGGUGUCCACCCUUGCUGGAGCUUUCAGACUUGGAAGUGUCUGACUUGCUAGGGUUGCCUGCCUCUCCCUCAGCUGACAUUUUUAGAUUUAGUCUUUUUAGGUCAGGUCCCCAAGCUAAUCCCAUCUUUCUGGGAGAAACACCCUUUCCCUCCCUGGAGGGUCUGAAGACAGAGUCUCCCUCCCUGCCCUCAAGAAUGGUGUUGUCUCUACCCCAGCCACUCCCUUGUUAAUGUCUCUAUUGAGAGAAAAGUCUUUCAAUCUCCCUGCUCCCCAAGGAAAAUAACCCGUAUUUUACAGUCUUGGGUCAUUCACAGGGUCCCAUUAGAAUCGCCCACCUCUGCCCUGCCCAGCCCCUAGCCCCACUUUCUCCUUAUGACUUUGACCUGAUCUCCUUCAGAGAAGUCUUACGGUCUGGAGAACCAACCGCAACCCAGCUGCCCCACCUUGCUCCCUGAAUGGGCUUCUGAUUUGCUAUAUUACUUGACGUAAAACCUAAGUGACAACUUGAUUCAGAGACCCUUAUUUUUGUUUUCUUUGGGGAUGAUACCACUGUCUGCAUGAAGCUGUUUUAACUCUGGAACAUCUUGAUAAUUUUGAUGGGGGUCAAAGAUCACCCAAUAACUGAUACUCUCUAAUGUCAGGAAUAGAUUAAACUUCCUUGUCUCAUACUCAGGGCUAGACCACACCCUAUUAGUAAAACCCAAUCCAUUUUUGUGGAGUGAAUCGAUUAAUGAGUUCUUGACUUUCCACCCCCCCCCCCAACUCUUUCCCCUUCCUGAAUAGGCAUAUGAUUCAAUCAAUCUAGAAAAAGGCAAAGACCCAAUCAGGAAUAGCCGGAAGGAGACUGAAGAAUCUAAUCAAGUGUUGUUCUCCAAUUAGAAGUUAGUGGUUGAAAGGGGCGGGGGAUAUGGGAUUAGAAAGGUAUGUAAAAGCCUCAGGCACCAGAGAAGAAAUACAGAGCCCUCCAUCCUUGGAACCACAGACUUGGCUUCUCCACCAGGUCCGAGAUCUGAGCACCUGGCCGACUGCCUCAGAGAUGAGCAGAUUCAGGAUGGUCACCAGGACCCCGCCCAGACUCCUGGAACUGGCGGCCAAGAGCCUGCUGAAGGACGAGGACUUGGCGAUCGCUGCUCUGGAGUAUCUGCCCACGGAGCUCUUCCCGCUGCUGUUCAUGGAGGCCCUCGAUGGGAGGCGCGACAAGACCCUGAAGGCGAUGGUGCGGGCCUGGCCCUUUGCCCGCCUCCCUCUGGGGGGCCUGACACAGAUGCCUCACCAGAAGGCCUUACAAGCCGUGCUCGAUGGGCUCGACUGCCUGCUUGCCCGGAAGGUUCGGCCCAGGAGGUGGAAACUGCGGGUGCUGGAUUUACGGAAUGCCAGUCGGAACUUCUGGAGCAUGUGGUCUGGAGCCAGGGUCCAUGAGUGCCCGCUGACGGGACCCGUGGCAGAGGACAGCUUAAGGAUGAAGGGGCCCUCGGGUCCCUUGACAGUGUUCGUAGACCUCUGCCUCAGGGAAAGGACCCUGGAUGAAUGCCUGGCCAACCUCAUUAGGUGGGCCAGACGGAGGAGAUCGCUACACCUGUGCUGUAAGAAGGUGACGAUUUUCGGGAUGCCCAUCCAAAAUAUUAAGGAGGUCCUGAAUCUGGUGCAGCUGGGCUGUGUCCUGGAGGUGGAGGUGCAUUUCACCUGGCAGCUGUCGACCCUGGGGAAGUUUGCUCCUUACCUGGGCCGGAUGAGUAACGUGCGGAGACUCGUCCUCUCCCAUAUCCACAAGCCCUCCUCCUCCUCCGAGGAAAAGCACAUUGGCCGAUUCACCUCCCAGCUUCUCCGGCUGCGCCACCUGCGGAAGCUCCGUAUGGAAUCUCCCGCCUUCCUCGAGGGCUGCCUGGGCCAGAUGCUCAGGUGCCUGAAGAGCCCCUUGGAGGCCCUCUCCAUAACCAACUGCCAGCUUACAGAAUCCGACUUGGCAUGCCUGUCCCAGUGCCCAAGCAUCAGUCAGCUGAAGGAGCUGGAUCUGAGUGGCCUCAGCCUGGCCUGUUUUAGUCCCAAGCCCCUCCAAGUUCUGCUCGAGAGAGUGGCAGCCACCAUCCAGGACCUGGUACUAGAAUAUUGUGGACUCUCGGACACCCACCUGGAGGCCAUCCUGCCGGCCCUCAGCCGCUGUCACCAGCUCCAGACUUUCAGUGUCCGCGGGAACCACCUCUCCAUGGCCCUGAUGGAGAGGUUGCUGCGUCACACCGCCGGGCUGAGCCGCCUGAGCCUCGAGCUGUAUCCUGCCCCUCUGGAGAGUUACAGCAGUCAGGGGAUCAUCCACCCAGGGAGGUUUGCCCAGGCUCAGGCUGAGCUGCUGGGCAUUCUGAAGGACUUAGGACUGCCCCGGACCAUCUGGCUUAGAACUAACCCCUGUCCUCACUGUGGCAGCAAGAUAGUCUAUGAUUCGGACCCCUUCGUGUCCUGCUAAUUGCCUGACUAGUUGAGUGCAUCCACCAGAAAUUUCCUUCUGGGAACUUGGAGACGGAAAUCUAGGCUAUAGGUAUAUCAUACAUAAAGGGGGACACAGACCCACGAUUUCAGACAUCUGCUCGGUGUGAAUGGGGAAAGGACAGGUGAUCCAGGACUGCAGGGUGCUGGGCACAGGAAAAGUGACCUGGGGAGCUGCUGGGACCUCCAGGGACCUGUGUCCUAUAGAGUCAGAAACGUGACUGUGUUUCUGGAGGGGGAUUUGAGCCUGAGACCCGCACGUGGGUCUCAUCCCUGGGUGGAUGGUUGUAAAGAAAAGGUGGGAAAUAAAUAACCUUGGUGUGAA